GCCAUAUUGGCCAUGGAGUUGCCCUCAGAGCACAGAAUAAGGCUGUUUUUAUAGGCACUCUUGUCCGGUAGAGCAGGUUAGACGAAUAUUGGAGCUACUGCUGCUUCAUUCCAGCUCAUAUCCGCCUUAGUUUGCCUCUUCCAUGGUUGAAGGAGACACCAGCCUUCCUGGUCAUUAACCACUUCUCUUUCCUCCUUGUUUCCACAUGCUGGCAGUGUGCACUGCUUUUCUCACUUUUGUCAUGGGCAGCAAAGCUACUGAAUCUGCCUUCUUUUUCUUCGAUACCAUUGUUAAAAUCCAGUAUCUGCUCCCAUUCUUUGAACAAACUUAUGACAAGACACCUUAAGCAGCCAUGCAAUGCAAAAGCUUUUUCUUUUUCCAGGUUGGGGCGGGUCUGCAGUCACAGUGCUGCAGUUUGCUUUGCUGUCGACUUUUGGACCCAGGUCAGCACUGGACAUCCCGCUCCAACGGAUCUGCCAUGCCGGUGGGUGCAGCUUCGCCUAAAGAAGAUCCCAUCUAAGCCAGCCAAAAAGAUAUCCUAUCAGCGGCAUCGUUAUGGGCCAACGGCAACAGUGACGAAAGAGCGUGGACCAGUUAACCUGAAAGGGAUCCCUGACGUAAAAGGCUUCCUGGAAAGCCUGCAGCAGGUUGCACCUUCAUCCAGGGUUUUCACACUAACGACCCCCCAGGCAGGAGUGGUUCCUGCUGCCACAGUACCGCAAGAUGCCACUGUCCUGCACAAUUCUCCUACAGCAACUCUAGAUAUAACUCUCGAGGCACCAUUGUCUGCGUAUACCUCUAGGCUUCUCAAUUCAAAAGGUUUUAAAAAUGAAAAUGUGGGUGCCUUGGCAGCCGACGUAGUAGACAAAUUCAUGAUAACAGAGGCUGAGGCAAGGAGAAUUGAAUGUUCAACAAGAACGCAGGCAAACAAUCCCCUGUGGCACCAGCAUAGAAAAGGCAGGGUAACUGCAUCAAUCUUCAAAGAUGUGUGUCGUUCGAAAAGAGUGCGCUGCACGACUCUAUUCAACAAGAUCAUGAGCCUGCGCCCAUUAAACGUGCCCGCCGUUUUGUAUGGUGUAGCCAAUGAGCCGGUGGCCAAGGAGCGGCUACUUGAACACCUGCAGACAACGCAUACUAAUGCACGCAUUGAAGCAUGUGGCCUAAUGGUACACCCAAAUUAUCCACUCCUCGGCUGCAGCCCAGAUGGCAUUUUCUUAUGCGACUGCCAUGACCCUGCACUAGUUGAAGUGAAGUGUCUCUUCAGCUUGAGAGACUGCAGUCCCCAAGAUUUGGUAGCCGAAGGUCAGAAGAGGAAGGGGUUCUGCCUUACAGCCAAUGGGACGUUGAAAGAAAGCCAUGCCUACUACUACCAGGUGCAAGCUCAGCUUCAUCUAAACCUGGACAACAUAAAAAAAAUGCUACUUCUACCUUCAUGUCGAGGGCGGCGGGCACCUGGUAGUAGUAGAAAGAGACGAAAGUUUUAUGGAAACGCACAAAGAUAGCUUGGAAGCUUUUGUGAGAGACAUUGUUUUGCCUAGAGUAAUUCUUGGAACCGCUAUGUGAAGGCCAGGAAAUGUAAUAUCAUCUGUGGUUGUACGUGCUAAAGUCACAGUAUGAUUAAGAGGCACACCGUAGUGGAAGGCUCCAAGUAAAUUCAACCAACUGGGGUGCCUUACCAUGCACCAAUAUUGCACAGUACACGGGCCUUCAGCAUUUUGCCUCCAUUGAAAUGCAACUGCCAUGUCCGAGAUAGAGCUCGCGACCUACAGGUCAGCAGCCAAGCACAGUAACCACUGUACCACCGAGGUCAACAAGUCCAUGAAAUGCAAUAUUUUUGCCAGUUAAUUACUGCUCCAUGUUUUAUGCAAGUACUUGUCAACCGUUCCUUUCUGAAAACUUUAGCACCUAUGAAUCUGAGUGCAACAAUGAGCAGUGAUUCCACUCCUGCGCCAACUGCGCCAAAGUGCGCCAAAUUGUGUUUACUGCGCCAUCCUGAUAAUAUCGACGAAAUUUGCGCCAAACUGCACCAAAGUCUCGGGUUUGGGGGCGCCUAUCACCGGCAAUCGCACCGCCGGCGCGUCAGAACAUGUGCAGCUCGAUCUUGGGGCUGCCAAUAAAGUCGCAAUCAUGGACCAA
This is a messenger RNA of Rhipicephalus sanguineus (brown dog tick), 2136 nucleotides long. RefSeq lists its product as uncharacterized. The transcript has 3 exons. The coding region runs from base 330 to 1502 and encodes 390 amino acids. The record is from RefSeq and is a predicted model, not a curated record. Lineage: Eukaryota; Metazoa; Arthropoda; Arachnida; Ixodida; Ixodidae.